Alligator sinensis (Chinese alligator) is the source of this 2847-nucleotide messenger RNA. It is a transcript of the gene SMARCD1, whose product is annotated as SWI/SNF related, matrix associated, actin dependent regulator of chromatin, subfamily d, member 1. The record is from RefSeq and is a predicted model, not a curated record. Lineage: Eukaryota; Metazoa; Chordata; Crocodylia; Alligatoridae. The transcript is spliced from 12 exons. The annotation marks the transcript as partial. Gene Ontology annotation, cellular component: nucleus; SWI/SNF complex. Gene Ontology annotation, biological process: regulation of transcription by RNA polymerase II.
GGCCUGGACCAGUCGCGCAAGCGCCCGGCGCCGCAGCAGAUCCAGCAGGUGCAGCAGCAGGCCGUGCAGAACCGCAACCACAACGCUAAGAAGAAGAAAAUGGCUGACAAAAUUCUCCCUCAGAGGAUUCGUGAGCUGGUACCCGAAUCUCAGGCCUACAUGGAUCUGCUGGCAUUUGAAAGGAAACUGGACCAGACGAUCAUGAGGAAACGGUUGGAUAUCCAGGAGGCCUUGAAACGACCCAUUAAGCAAAAACGAAAGCUUCGCAUCUUCAUUUCCAACACUUUCAAUCCGGCCAAGUCGGAUGCAGAGGAUGGUGAGGGGACUGUUGCCUCGUGGGAGCUCAGGGUGGAAGGACGUCUGCUAGAGGAUUCAGCUCUGUCCAAAUAUGAUGCCACCAAACAGAAAAGGAAGUUUUCAUCCUUCUUUAAGUCUCUGGUCAUCGAGCUGGAUAAAGACCUGUAUGGCCCAGACAAUCACUUGGUGGAGUGGCACAGGACUGCUACUACCCAGGAGACGGAUGGCUUCCAGGUGAAGAGGCCCGGUGAUGUGAAUGUGCGCUGCACUGUCCUCCUGAUGCUGGACUACCAGCCUCCACAGUUCAAGCUGGACCCCCGCCUGGCCCGUCUCUUGGGGAUACACACCCAGACCCGCCCGGUGAUCAUUCAGGCACUGUGGCAGUAUAUCAAGACCCACAAACUGCAGGACCCCCAUGAACGGGAGUAUGUCAUCUGUGACAAGUACCUCCAGCAGAUAUUUGAGUCUCAACGAAUGAAGUUCUCAGAGAUCCCCCAAAGGCUGCAUGCUUUGCUCAUGCCUCCAGAGCCAAUUAUCAUUAACCAUGUGAUCAGUGUUGACCCAAAUGACCAGAAGAAAACAGCCUGCUAUGACAUUGAUGUGGAAGUGGACGAUACCCUGAAAACCCAGAUGAAUUCCUUCCUGCUGUCCACAGCCAGUCAACAGGAGAUCGCUGCUCUGGAUAACAAGAUCCAUGAAACAAUAGAAACCAUUAACCAGCUGAAGACCCAGCGGGAGUUCAUGCUCAGCUUUGCCCGGGACCCCCAAGGCUUCAUCAAUGACUGGCUUCAGUCACAAUGCCGGGAUCUAAAGACCAUGACCGACGUCGUUGGAAAUCCAGAAGAGGAGCGUAGAGCUGAGUUCUACUUCCAGCCGUGGGCUCAGGAAGCUGUGUGCAGAUACUUCUACUCCAAGGUGCAGCAGAGACGGCAGGAGCUGGAGCAGGCCCUAGGAAUCCGUAACACAUAGGCAGCCCCACUCCUCGUCGACCAGAAGGCAUUGCAGCUACUUGUGGAGACUCAGCACUGCAGUUCACUGUUAGGGCCCACACAACCCCACUCCAGCACAGAGACCUGCAGCCACGACCCACCCUCGCACAGUCCCUGCCGGUGCGGCUCCAGAACCCUUUGAGGAAGUGGCGAGCAGGCAGCUCAGAGGAUUGCACGCUUCUACUUGGUUUCCUUCCUGACUUUUGCUGGGUCAAUCCCAGAGCUCCCGAGGGCCAAACCCUAUGUACCGGUUGCCUGUAAUAUCCCUGGUAUCCAGAAUGGAUGUGGACUCAACUUUCUCUUGAGUUCAGAAACUCAUCCUGGCCCUUUUCCCCCUAAGCUGGGAUCUAGUUACUGCACACAAGAGAACAUGGGGCUGGAAUCCCUCUUGGCAGGGCAAUACCGUCUGCCAUACAGACAAGAUCUGUAGCCAUUCCCUUCUUUGCCUGUGACAUGCCCUGAAGCAGGUGGACAGUGCUCCCUCCCUGUACUGGGCUUCCUUGUAGGACAGCCCUCUUGAGGAAGGGUUUCUGGACUUAAGUAGAGAAUAGCUUCUCCGAUCAUGUCCGUCCCUGGAUGUCUCAUUUCCCUCCUUGUUACUCACCAGGCUUCCGCAAGCCUGUGGGAUAAGAUGAUGUUGGCACAGCCAGGGAUGGAGAAGCAGUGGAGAGGUGUGGCUUUGCACGCCGAGGGUUUUGCUGAUGUGCGGUGUGAAGCAGCCACUUGUUCUCCCUGCUGCAGCUACAGCUCUCACAGCGUAGCUGGGCUUCGCAGGAGCAGUAGGGUCACUCCUUUGACAGAGACAGGAAUCCUGCACCACCGCCUGUUGGAGAAACGUGCUGCUCCACGCAGAGCCAGGAGUCUGAUGGGGCAGACUGCCCCUAGUCACAUCCCGGGCCAAUAACUAGCAGAAGUCUCUGUCACGGUGAGACUGGUCUCCUGCGGCGUCUUGCCCACUAGGUGCAGGGCAGGUGCUGAGUCAGGAAUGUGCAAACAGGUUUUCUCCCCUUGGGACAUGACAGCCCUGCUGUCUCUUUGGGGGGAUGAAUUAGUGCCACGCUUCAGCCUCACCUUCUGGACUGUGGCGGGGUGGAAGGGAGUGGCUUUCUUUGACCUGGAUCUGAAUAUGGGACAGUGAAGCAAGUGGACUCAGAGGUCGGUCGCACUCUGGGAGAUAGCUGCAGAAUCAUGAUGCUGACACCCCUUUUGCGCACACACCCUGCCUUGGCAUGGCUGGGAGGCUGCUGCCAGUCUGGGAGCCUGGGUGGCCCUAGCCCCUGUGUCUGUGUAACUACGUGUAUGUGAGUAAUAGACUCGACCUUCCUCUCCCCUGUUCCCUUCCCCGUAUCCUUCCGUGGCACUAGGGCUGAUGCAGCAGCUGGCAGUGCCUCUGGGCACGUGCGCAUGGAGGGCGCCGGAUACUGCGGAGGCAAGUGCAGCUGUUGCAAAAUUACUGUUUUUAUUAACUGAACAUUGUUUUUUUCAUGGACCAAAUUUUUUUUGUACCGUGUCCUCGUAGCCGUCACCCAGUUGUAAUAAAAGCCUCCUGCGAAGGAAGGAA